AUGGCGAAAGGGCAGCCUCCUGCAGGGGGUCUGAAGUCAGCUCUGCCCUUGACCGGCUACGUGACCUUUGUCAAUCUCUCUGACCCUCAGCUGGCUCAUCUAUUUGAUGAGGAUAAUAAUACUUCUCACUCACCGCAAAGAUUAGGAAAAUCCACUUUCAAGACAGGAAGAGACACAGGCCUGAACCACAGAAGCCUCACGCUCAGCUCUCAGAAGGCCCCAGGGGGACCCAGCUCCAACCGCGGAAACACCAAGCAGCCCUCGGAAGUGUUUUCUGCUGCUGUCGUGGUUCGUCCGCUAAACUGCAUUGAUGCUGUGUCCCAGAACACGGGCAUAGGCAAGAACGGGGACCUGCCCUGGCCCCGGCUCAGGAAAGAAUGCAGGUAUUUCCAAAGAAUGACCACAACCUCUUCAGUAGAAGGUAAACAGAAUUUGGUGAUUAUGCGCAGGAAAACCUGGUUCUCCGUUCCAGAGAAGAAUCGAACUUUAAAGGACAGAAUUAAUAUAGUUCUCAGUAGAGAACUCAAGGAACCUCCACAGGGAGCUCAUUUUCUUGCCAAAAGUCUGGAUGAUGCCUUAAAACUUAUUGAGCAACCAGAAUUAACAAAUAAAGUGGACAUGGUUUGGAUAGUGGGAGGCAGUUCUGUUUAUACGGAAGCCAUGAGCAGGCCAGGCCAUCUUAGACUAUUUGUGACAAGCAUCAUGCAGGGAUUUGAAAGUGACACAUUUUUUCCAGAAAUUAAUUUGGAAAAAUACAAACUUCUCCCAGAAUAUCCACGUGUUCCUUCUGAUGUCCAGCGGGAGAAAGGCAUUAAGUACAAACUUGAAGUAUAUGAAAAGAACAAUUAA
Messenger RNA from Balaenoptera ricei (Rice's whale), 849 nucleotides. Its product is annotated as dihydrofolate reductase-like. Gene Ontology annotation, molecular function: dihydrofolate reductase activity; NADP binding. Gene Ontology annotation, biological process: tetrahydrofolate biosynthetic process; folic acid metabolic process; glycine biosynthetic process. The transcript has 3 exons. The record is from RefSeq and is a predicted model, not a curated record. NCBI's taxonomy places the organism in Eukaryota, Metazoa, Chordata, Mammalia, Artiodactyla, Balaenopteridae. The coding region runs from base 1 to 849 and encodes 282 amino acids. Gene Ontology annotation, cellular component: mitochondrion.